This is a messenger RNA of Manacus vitellinus (golden-collared manakin), 399 nucleotides long. RefSeq names its product acetolactate synthase-like protein. Lineage: Eukaryota; Metazoa; Chordata; Aves; Passeriformes; Pipridae. The transcript is spliced from 5 exons. The record is from RefSeq and is a predicted model, not a curated record. The annotation marks the transcript as partial.
AUGGGGACAUCGUCCCCACCCUGCGCGGGGCCAUCGCCGCCGCCCAGAGCGGGACCCCCGGGAAACCCCAAAAAUUACCCCUAUGGGGACAUCGUCCUCACCCUGCGCGGGGCCAUCGCGGCCGCCCAGAGCGGGACCCCCGAUAACCCCAAAAAUAACCCCUAUGGGGACAUCGUCCCCACCCUGCGCGGGGCCAUCGCCGCCGCCCAGAGCGGGACCCCCGGCCCCGUGUUCGUGGAGCUGCCCAUCGACGUCCUGUACCCCUUCCACGUGGUGCAGAGGGAGCUCGGGGGGGCCCGCGGGCCCCGGGGGCUGCGCGGGAAGGUCGUGCACUGGUACCUGCAGAACUACCUGCACAACCUGUUUGCGGGGGCCUGGGAGCCCCGGGCCGUGACCCCC